Molecule: messenger RNA, 864 nt
Organism: Dermatophagoides pteronyssinus (European house dust mite)
Lineage: Eukaryota; Metazoa; Arthropoda; Arachnida; Sarcoptiformes; Pyroglyphidae
Product: sperm-associated antigen 7 homolog
Molecular function (GO): nucleic acid binding
Source: RefSeq, a predicted model, not a curated record
ACUCACUAUUUCGACUUGAUUGGUUCAACGUUUCUAUUUUGGUUUUUUUUGACAAAUUCUUUGUUUUUUUUUGGAUUUUAAUAAUUUUGUGAAUUAUUUAAAGAUCUAACGAGAAAACAGUGAAAAGAAAAUGGAUCUUCUCGGAUCGAUUCUUGAUUCAAUGGAAAAGCCGCCACAAACUAGUUCAAAACAAGAGAUUCUAAUCAAAAAACAACAAGAAACUUUGAAGAAAUUAAAUGAAAUGGAAAAGGAAAAAUUGAAGAAAAUCAGCGCUAAUAUCGAACAACGAUUAAUCAAAUUUGUCAAUGAUUGUAACAUGGAAAAGUUAGAAUUUGAGCCUAUGGCAAAAAUACAUCGGACCGUAAUUCACAAUAUCGCUGAUAAACAUGAUCUGAUAGUCUAUUCAUUCGGCGUUGAAGAUGUUGAUCGACAUUGUGUUGUCUAUAAAAAAGAAUUCAAGCCUACCGAAGAAGAAUUGGAUUGUCUUCGUAAUGGUGAAGAUAUAUAUGAUAGAAAACUCAAAGAGUUACAUGAAAAGAUGAAAUUAGAGCAAAAUAAAAAUGAUAACAAAAAUGAAGUAAAGAAAGGAAAAAAUCCAAAACCAAAUACAAGCUAUACGCUUAAAUAUGCAAAUAUAAUUGGUUUAGAUGUUGGUGAAGCUGCAGCCAAAAUUACGACACCAAAUCAACAAUUUGGAAUGGUUCCCAGCUCAAACAAACGUGAUCAACGAUCUAUUGAACAAAUCUUAAAUGAUAAUAAAAAUAAAAAAUUAAAAAAUUUGUAAUAUCAAUUCAUCAUCAUCAUCAUUAUAAACUUGAUUCAAUUUUAAUGUCAAAUUUCGAAAUGAGAUGGCGAUCAUGUUGU